AGGCAAGCGAUAAAUCUACAUCUACCCGUUUCCCGAAAUCCGUAGUUUCUUAAAUUAUAUGUAUAAGAAUCUUUUCAAUUGAUUUUUCUAGAGAUUUUGGUAUUCGUGGUGUUGCUUUACGUUUAUUAUAUAAAAUUUUACCUAAUUCAACACAUGAACAAUUAUAUGAAAUUGCUCGAAUAUUAUCUGUUGAUGGUCCAAAUGAAUGUCAAAUCUGGACACUUGAAAUUUAUAAAUGGAUGUAUGAUUAUGUAACAAAUUAUUUAACAAAAGAAAUUAAAACUUCGAUAACACCAUUAUCGGAAUCAUUUUAUCAUCAUGUUCGAGAACAAUUACUUCAAUUAUUAUCAAGUAAAAAUGAAUAUAUAAGAGUAAAUUCUCGUAAUUUCUGGUGUGAUCCAAAACGUUUAAGUACAUCAUCACAUCAUCGUCUUAUUGCAUUAGUUGAUCAAUUAUAUUCAACAAAAACUGAAAGUGAAUAUUUAAAUUAUUGUACAAAUUUUCUUCUUGAACGUACAACACAUAAUCCGGAUUAUAAUCAUUUCAUAUUUGAAAAUCCACUUGAUAAAUGUAUAUUUCAAGAAUUUCCAUUAGCAUGUAAUUGGCGUCAACGUCAUCAUACAUAUAUGACACCUUUAUUUACUUUACAAUCACAAUCAGCAAUCGAUCCAUCACUAUCAACAAAUACAAAUCUUAUGACUAUGGAUCCAGUUCAAUUUAUGCAAACAUUAAGUGAUAAUAAUAAUAAUCCAGACCAAACACAAUCAUCAACAUCAACUCCACCAAUGCUUUUACAAACACAAGAAAUGUCAAGUAGACAAAAUUUUAUUCCAACACAAAUGUUAGAUACUAAUACAAAUUAUAAUUGGCUUAAACAAACAAAUACAUUAGAUUCAAUAAAUACAUUUGCUUUACCAACAUUAGCAACACAAACAAAGAAAACAACUUCAUUAAUUGUUGAUGUAGAUAAAAAAAUGAAAACAAAUACACAAACAACAAUGCAAACACAAAAUAGUGAAGAAGAUGAUGAUGAUAUAUUUCGACUUAAAAGAAGAUUUCUUAAGGAUAGUGGUGAAUUAACUAAAUACUAUUUUGCUAAAAAACAAAAUGAAAAGAAACAAAAUGAAAAAGAACUUCUCAAUGAAAUCAAAUUAAAACAAGAAAAUCAAGUUGAAAAAUAUCGUACAUAUCGUAUUGGUGAAUUACCAGAUAUACAAAUACGUUACAGUGAUAUUAUUAUACCUUUACAAGCACUUGCUCAAUAUGAUAAUCAUACAGCACGUUUACUUUAUGCAAGUUUAUUUACAUCAAUGUUAAAUUCACUUGAAGAUAAAUUAUCAUCGGAUGAAUAUUCGAAUUUAAUUCAAACAAUUCAACAUCGUUUUGAUGUUAUGUUAUCACAAUCAGAAAUAUUCUAUCCAUCAUUUGUUGCUGCAUUACUUGAUAUUGUUUUAUCUAAACCAGAACAAAUA
Messenger RNA from Adineta steineri, 1472 nucleotides. NCBI's taxonomy places the organism in Eukaryota, Metazoa, Rotifera, Eurotatoria, Adinetida, Adinetidae. The record is from the annotation of a GenBank genome assembly.